Molecule: messenger RNA, 2741 nt
Organism: Polistes dominula (European paper wasp)
Lineage: Eukaryota; Metazoa; Arthropoda; Insecta; Hymenoptera; Vespidae
Product: protein FAM117B
Source: RefSeq, a predicted model, not a curated record
ACCACCACCAUACUACCACCACCGCGACUACCAUUACCACCACUACCAGCAUUACUACUACUAUUAUCAUUACCAUCUAUAUAAAUGACACUAUCACGACCAGUCUCUUUACUACUGCUACUACUACUACACAACACUGGUACUACUGCUACUACUACUACACAACAUUAGUGUUACUACUCAAAAAUUACUACUACACUACGACUACUACAAAAAUUAUUACUAUACUAAUAUUACUACCAACGCUACUACUAUUAUACUACCUCUACUACACUAUUGUUAUUAUUGCUAUUAUCAUCACGAUCACACGGCCACCACGUAAUACUACUAUUACAAAACUACUAGUACUACUACUAUCAUCACAGUUUUUACCACAUUAAUAUUACUUUUGCUGUCGACACUUCGUCCAUGAGAACAAAAAUACUACUACGAGAAAGACGCCAGUUUGUCGUCGUUGACGCCGUCGUCUUCGUAAUUUCUCUUGUCGUCAUAGUCGUUUUCGCCGGCAAACGAUAAGUCAGCCUAUAUUUCAUAUGUUUAUAACCUACUGCUAGUAGGAAAGUUAGAAGAACAUAGAGUAAUCUUGUGGCAUCAGCCUAUAUGACAUAAUGUCAGGGUCUCAACGCAUGCGAAAGUCUUCGCCAUGCUCUACAUCAAAGCAAGGACCAAUGCGAGCCACCCUGCCUGUAAGCUCUUUGCUACGGCAGGGUCGACAAGGCAGCAGUCUAAGAAAAAGUAAUAGCAACAGUCCUACCGUGUCACCACCAAAUGCAAGCACAUGGCGGACACGGAUUUCACCAGAGACUUCAGCUUCCUCAGGACAGCGAAGCCCUGGUUCUCUUUCCUACAAAGCCAAAUCGAAAACAUUAAGUGGUCGCUGUAGUGAAAGUCUAAGUGGUAACCAAAAUAUCCGUAGAACUGCAUCCUUGGAUACAAUAUACUUAAAAGGCCAAUGGCCUCGCGACUCAUACUAUAUGCAUUCCAGCCUUCUGGUAGUUGAUAAAUCUACACAGACUGAAGAAUGGUCUAUUGAAACAAGAAAGAUGCACACUCGUCAUUCUACAGAACAAUCUACCACAGAUGAAAAGCUAGAAAAGUACUUCAGACAUAGAUUACAGCGUACAAAUAAAGAGAGUACUAGUAGUAGGGAAAGAACAGCAGCUUUUGGCCUUAUAAUGCCUGGUGGCCCACCACCUGCUCUUCCUGGUGAUCAUUCUGUGCUUUUGCCCAGCAUUGCAUCACAAACAUCUAUAUACAAUCAACUUUCUUUGAAUACAAAAGCAAGUCCUAUGAGCAUACCCGUUAAACCAAUGAGGCCUCCAAUGCGUUCUUCCAUUGAAGGACUGAAUCAAGAAAUUGAAGGAUUAGUACUCAAAUCUACUUCAAACACUAAUGAUCCAGAUCACCCAAUAGAAGAUAAGUAUGCACGGUAUCGUGAGCAAAUGACACCCGAAGGACAUCGUGCACCAUUGGCAGAUUUGUUGAGGGCGACUCGUAGUGUCAACACACAAACACCAGCUACUGAUCUUCCUUCCAGUUCUUACUCCUCAGGCCCUCCAUCUAGGAAUUCUGAGUCUCCGCUGAUACCUGGUCUUACGGAUGCUUCCCGUUCACCUAGUGAUCUCUUCCAAGGUGGAAGCCGAGGAUCAACGCCUGAACAAGAUAGAGAAGGUCGUCUUGGAACGUCCCCCCAUAUUAACAGGUUCCUUGCAAGGGAACCUCCUGAUGGCUGUGAGAAGGUCAACCUCAAAUUUGUAGAGGAUACGAGGCGACCUAUGAUUGACUUGAGCAAACUAGAGUAUUGUUCGAAGCCAUGUGUAUCAUUCCAAUUAAAACCAAGUUUGGGCUCAGCGUUCCUGCCAUUGCAACAGCCGGCCAGUCCGACAGUCGUUGCUAAUGCAUCAGCCACUUCUCAUACAACAUCAACUACACCACCCCCGAAUCCAUAGUCCUACUUUUUGCCUUAUGGAGUAGCAUUCAUAAUACCAUUUGAUAUAUAUUUUUUUUAAAGACUUCAUGGGUAGAAAGUGGACUUACUUCAGGUAAAGACAUAUGUACCGACAAAGAAAAGUUACCAAAAAUGCAGCCUGUCCCUGGUGUGAACUAAUGUUUGGACAAAGUGACUAUGUAAUUAUAAUUAUAAUUACAUUGAUAUAAAGUACGGGGAAGGCUUCUAAGCUCUGCUAAUAUUUGAAACAAUAAUAAAUACGAGGAACAAUAAUUUGUGAUAACUAAAAGAUGACGAACGAACGUUUGAAAACGAACAUUGUGUUCUACAGGGAAAAAGACUUACGGAAAUUGUGUAUUCUAAAUUUAGUGCAAAAAUGUGCUAAACAAGUUUAGUUUUGUAUACAGGAAAUAAUUAUCAACAUGUCGGAAGGUAUUAAAUUUAAUUGCUGGAGAAAGCAAAAUUAUACAGAUACAGAGAAAGGGGUAUGUAUGCAUACGUACAUUCACACCCACCUAUAAUGAUUUAUCUCACUUAUGCAUCUAUCAUUUUAAACGAUCCAAUAUAAUUCAGUGUCAUAUGUUAGAAUUUUUUUUUUUUGUAUGGUUUUGUAUUAUUAUUUGUAUACUGAAGAUAUUCAAAUUAUCAUUAUAAUUAACAUCAUUAUUAUUAUUAAUUUUAUUCAUUAUUAUUAAUUAUUAUAAUUAAUAAUAUCGUAUGGGGAGUUUGAAAAUCAAGUACUGUUAAACUCCUCUUUUGUUUCUCUUUAAGUAUUAGUAGAAUUCAAUAUCAU